Molecule: messenger RNA, 8061 nt
Organism: Panthera uncia (snow leopard)
Lineage: Eukaryota; Metazoa; Chordata; Mammalia; Carnivora; Felidae
Product: cytochrome P450 20A1
Exons: 13
Coding region: 556-1884 (442 amino acids)
Cellular component (GO): membrane
Molecular function (GO): monooxygenase activity; heme binding; oxidoreductase activity, acting on paired donors, with incorporation or reduction of molecular oxygen
Source: RefSeq, a predicted model, not a curated record
CGCAUCCGCGUCGCGCUGCGCACAGUGGGCCGCAGGGAGCGGGCCUGAGAGGAGGGCUCCCGCUCUCGCUUGUGUUCCCGUUCCCGCAUCGCGCAGCUGCAGCUCUCGGGCAUGUGACGCCUCGCGGGGUGCGCGCGGGCUGCGCUGGGAGAAGAGCGGAGCGGGCGGCUCGAGGACCCCUCUGGCGCGCACGGCCAAGGACGCGUUGCCGCCUGAGGGCUUAGGGCCGUUCUUCUGGGUUCUGCCUACCUGCUCCCGGCACUUGCCACGCCUCUGUCAUAGGCUGCGUGAGCAGUACUUUGGGGUGACUUUUCGGCAGUAAUCCUGCCAAACCCAAAUUCCAUUUUCCAGGGUGUCUGGGAGGAAACUUGAGGGUGCGAGAGUGCUCCACUCCUUUGUCCUUUUCUGAGGAUUCUCCUGGAUUUUUUUUUUUUUUUUUCUCCUUCGUGCCCUGCCUUUCGAUCAGUCUUUCGGUCUGUUAACGAAAUCCAAAGUCCUCACGGCCCAGAUCGGUCUUGCUCUUCGCAGGGCCUCGGAAGCAAAUGGAGCUGUGGAAUGAGCGUUGUGGCUUCUAGACAAGCUGCAGGAAUUCCAGGGAUUACUCCAACUGAAGAAAAAGAUGGUAAUCUUCCAGAUAUUGUGAAGAGUGGAAGUUUGCAUGAGUUCCUGGUUAAUUUGCAUGAGGGAUAUGGGCCUGUGGUCUCUUUCUGGUUUGGCAGGCGCCUUGUGGUUAGUUUGGGCACUGUUGAUGUCCUGAAGCAGCAUAUCAACCCCAAUAAGACAUCGGACCCUUUUGAAACCAUGCUUAAGUCAUUAUUAAGGUAUCAAUCUGAUGGUGGGAAUGUGAAUGAAAACCACAUGAGGAAAAAAUUAUAUGAAAGCGGUGUGACUAAUUCUCUGCAGAGUAAUUUUGCUCUCCUGCUAAAGCUUUCAGAAGAAUUAUUAGAUAAAUGGCUCUCCUACCCAGAUUCGCAGCAUGUACCCCUCUGCCAGCAUAUGCUUGGUUUUGCUAUGAAGUCUGUUACACAGAUGGUGAUGGGUAGUACAUUUGAAGAUGACCAGGAAGUCAUUCACUUUCAGAAGAAUCAUGGCACAGUUUGGUCUGAAAUUGGAAAAGGCUUUUUAGAUGGAUCACUUGAUAAAAGUAUAACUCGGAAAAAACAAUAUGAAGAUGCUCUUAUGCAACUGGAAUAUAUCUUAAAGAAAAUCAUAAAAGAACGAAAAGGAAGGAACUUCAGUCAACAUAUUUUCAUUGACUCCUUAGUACAAGGGAACCUUAAUGACCAGCAGAUCCUUGAAGACAGUAUGAUAUUUUCUCUGGCCAGUUGCAUAAUAACUGCAAAAUUGUGCACCUGGGCAAUCUGUUUUUUAACCACCUCUGAAGAGGUUCAGAAAAAACUUUAUGAAGAGAUAGACCAAGUUUUGGGGAAGGAUCCCAUUACUCCAGAGAAAAUUGAGCAGCUCAGAUAUUGUCGGCAAGUACUUUGUGAAACAGUUAGGACUGCCAAACUGACUCCAGUUUCUGCCCGGCUUCAAGAUAUUGAAGGAAAGGUUGACAAAUUUAUUAUUCCUAGAGAGACUCUUGUUCUUUAUGCCCUUGGUGUGGUACUUCAGGAUCCCAGUACUUGGCCGUUACCACACAAAUUUGAUCCAGACCGGUUUGAUGACGAAUCAGUAAUGAAAACUUUCUCCUUGCUUGGAUUCUCAGGCACACAGGAAUGCCCAGAGUUGAGGUUUGCAUAUAUGGUGACCACAGUACUUCUGAGUGUAUUGGUGAGAAAGCUGCACCUACUUUCUGUGGAGGGACAAGUUAUUGAAACUAAGUAUGAACUGGUAACAUCAUCCAAGGAAGAAGCUUGGAUCACUGUCUCAAAGAGAUAUUAAAAUUUUAUACAUUCAACUUUCUGGAGGAAAAUGAUGGUUUAGAAAAAUCUGUAUUAAAUCCUUUUAUAAACUAAGUAAUACUGUGGAAUAUAAAUACAUACUAGUACUUCAUUAUGUAAAUUUGGAUUUUUGUAUAUCAGAUUUUCUUAAUUCAUGAUAUACAUUGAUUCUUAUUAUAUCAAUAUAAUGAUAAUUUUAAUGGGAAGCUCUCUGCUUUUUUGUUUUAUCACUUUCUAUGCCAUUAUCUUCAUAUUAUUUUUCUUUGAUCUCUAAUGCUCUUUUUUUAAAUCUCUAAUAUUCUUGAAGAGAGACAUUAUUUUUGCACACUUUGGCAAGUCAUGUUUUCUAAAUAUUUAUAAAAGGGAGACAUAAUCCUAACUUCUUUUCAUACUUCCAGUAAAUCAUUUUAAUGGGGGAAAAUAAGAACUUCCCAUUAUGUUAUUUCUUGGGUUAAGAUUUUUAUUUUCUGAGUAUAAAUUAGUUUGUGUUUAGUCGUUAUUAGUAGGUUUGAGUAACCUACCUUGUAUUUGCUUAUUUUUAUACCUCCCCAGACAAUACUGUUCAUUUCAUGACUUAUACAAGGAUCAUCAUUUUGAGCAGUUCUAAAUCAUUUGGAAAUUACUACCAUUGUUUUUGAAUGUGUUUUUGAAGUGCCUCUCCUAAGGGACAAACUAAGAUUGAGGCUUGUCUUGUCUUUUGUUUGGCUGGAAGUGUUACUGGCACUAUAUUACUUCACCAAUUCUCAUUUGUGGAAACAACUGAAUUCUACUUUGUUGUUAUUAUGUCAUGUACUAAAUAUAAUGAACUUCAAUGAUUAGGAAAUGAGAGAGCACUAACCAAAAAAACAAAACCAAAUUAAAAAAAAACAAAACAUGGAUGAAAAUAAUUUGCAAAACAUCUGAUAGGGAUAAUAUCCAUAUGAUAUAUAAAUACAGAUUGGUGAGAAAACAUAAUAGAAAAAUGGUCAAAAGACAUGAAUAAACUAUUCUUAGAGGAGGAAAUAGCUAUUAAAAUUUUAGAAAAAAGGGUUAGUCUCACUAGUAAGUAAAGGAAUUUGGGGGCUAUUUUAAAAACACUUUAAGUAUCUUUCAAAAUUUUACUUAUUUACACUGACAAGUUUUAUAUUUAAUACUGUUUUAUUGAUAGCAUUAUAGUUUUGUCCACCUUUUCUGGUUACAUUGUUCUUGAGAAUUCUUUUAAGACAACAACUGAAGGAAAUAUGGCAAGUGCAGAUAGAGAGGAAAGGAAGAAAAAUGAUAACUAUUUGCAAAUGGGUUUAUUUUUGACACUGCUGAAUUCCACUUGCAAUUUUAGUUUCAAGAUUGUACCCUAGUUAUUGGGUUAUUUUAUGCUGUGUUUAUGGUCAGAUUGCCAACAUUUUAGAACUAGCUAGGAGUGGUUAAGAUAGAAUUUAAGUAAUUAGAUGCAGCUUUUAUUUCUGCCAAAAAUAUCUAAUUUAUGGAAUAAUUUAAAAUCUAAAACUUUAAGUGAAAUGUAUUCUUAGUUUCCAGCAUCGUGUUGUUUCCAAAAAGGCACACUGUUAAGUUCCCACCUAUCAUUUUCUAUGGUUUUGUGUGUAUCCAUAUUUUCCUUUGUUAUCCCAGUACCUUGAUUGGUUUGGAAACUGGCAGUGGAAAGUUAGAGUAGGCAAUUGAUAUGUAAACCAAGUGUCAGUAAAAUCAGUUUGAGGUAAGUUGUAUUUUAAAGCAAGUGAGACCUGAUCAGCAAUCAUCAAGGCAAAAACAGAGUAGUUGAGCCAAAGGGUCAAGGAAUUGGUAUAUUGCCAAUAUACAAGCCAAUGUAUAAUUACUACUGGUUUGAAUCAAUGAAAAUAAAAGAAUCAGCUGAAUAAGCACAUUUUUAUCCAUGGUUAUAUGGCUAACUUAAAACAUUACAAAUAAAUUAUCUUCUAGAGGAUUUUUUUAAAAUAAAAAUAUUGUUAAUUAUGUAUGAAAUAAGUUAUCCAUUCAUUGUUCUUACUUGACCCUUUGUAUUUAUCAAAGACUGAAAUUAUAGUAGCCUCAGUGUUACUCAUGGCUAGUAGCAUGACUCUAAGCAGGACUCAAAUUUUGUAGCUUUUUGGAUUUUUUAAAACUAUUUAUUACCUGAUUUUGAUCUGCAUUCUUUUUUUUUUAAUUUUUUUUAUUUAAUUUUUUUUUUUUAACGUUUACUUAUUUUUGAGACAGAGAGAGACAGAGCAUGAACGGGGGAGGGGCAGAGAGAGAGGGAGGCACAGAAUCGGAAGCAGGCUCCAGGCUCCGAGCCAUCAGCCCAGAGCCCGACGCGGGGCUCGAACUCAUGGACCGUGAGAUCGUGACCUGAGCUCAAGUUGGACACUUAACCGACUGAGCCACCCAGGCGCCCCUGAUCUGCAUUCUUUUCAAAUGUUGAUAAGUUUAUUGUUAAAAACACUAGCACAACACACAUUUUUUAUGGAAAGAAAGGAUUCUUCCACACUUUGUGCUAAUAAAAUUCAAGACAGAAUUAAUUCUGUGCAUGGGAAAAAUGAAAAACUCACAUACUGUUAUAUCUGGCCCACAAAUGUGCAGUUCCAUUUUUUUUAUAUAAGUAGAUUCUAUCUUAUUUAUAGACCCUAUGUAAAAAUGUGUUUGUCUUCUUAAAAUAUUACAUAUUUUAAAAACAAAAUGUUCUAUUUUUGUUAUGAAAAUUAUAUAAGUUUACUGUAGAAAAAUCUUGGAAAUACAGAAACAAAAAUAACAAACUUAGUCACCUAUAUAGUCCCACUACUUGAAGUAAGCCAGUAUUAAGCUUCUGAGGUAGAUGCUUCUGUUCUUUUGUAUCCACAUUACUUUUUACAGACUUGUUAUACAUAAUGUUCUCUUCAUGUAAUAUAUUAUGAACCAAUAAUGUUUUCUACAGCUGGAACAUUCAUAUUCUUCUCACUCAGAAUGUAAGCACAGAUUUUUGUCAUUCUUUUCCCCCCUCUUUCCCUUUGCAGGUAUUGUUAUUCUUUUCAGCUUUAAAAAUGGCUUUACUUCCUCAUCCAUUUAUCAAAACAGUACUUUAUAUAUUUGUACAUCUGAGUUGCUAAAGUCAUAGAAGUCUAGGUGUUACAAGGAGCAUUUAAGAAAUGAAAUUACUCUUUUAUCCAAAGAAAGAUAUAAUUAAGUUCAGGUCAAGGUGGCAUUUCAACUGUUUUUUUUUUUUUUUUUUUUUCAAUGUUUAUUCAUUUCUGAGAGAGAGAGUGCCAGCAGGGGAGGGUCAGAGAGGCAGACACAGAAUCCAAAGCAGGCUCCAGGCUCUAGGCUCUGAGCUAUCAGCACAGACCCCAACAUGGGGCUCAAACCCACAAACUAUGAGAUUAUGACCUGAGCCAAAGUUGGACCCUUAGCCAGCUGAGCCAUCCAGGUGUUCUGGCAUUUCAGCUUUUAAGAGGAAAUCUUAAGAAUCUUUGUUGUUUUGGAGUCAGACAAACAGACUAAGAUUCUUCCCUUGAAGCCAUCAUGAUUUUUUUCCUCAGAUCCAUGAAAAGUGCUGUUGACCUAUAAAAUGUACUUUUUCCAUAUGUGGUUAUGUUGACAGAUUGAAAACUGCUUAAACACAAUUCUACCGUGUGUAACUGAGGACAUGACCAAUAAACAUCAGAGAGUAAGUUUAGUAGCUUUGAAAGAAAACUAUUAUUCUUUCUUUGAAAGAAAACUAUUUUCAGGGGCAGGUUUGUAUAAUAUCAACAAAUUGAUAUGAGCAACCUUAUUUUUCUUCUUGGCCAGUCCUAUGCCUGUUUCCUAAGUUACUAAGACCAAUGAUUAAGGUAGAAGGUGAGGAUGGAGGGAAGUGGGGUAUAAUAACAAAGCAGUUACUGUUACACUGGAGUCAGAGGAAAUCGGCACAGCCAAAAAGGCUUUAUACAGUGUUGCUUUGAGGCAAGUGAGUGACCCCCCACUGAUAAAAGGAGUGAGAGUGAAACUCACAGCAAGAUUAAGCUGAAAGUAGAAGAGGGGAGUGGAGGGAGCGUUUGUUAUAAACUAAAUACUUUAUACACUUAUUUAGUCCUUUAGAGCAUGACAGUAGUGACAAACUAAAAUAGUUUUUCACUCCUGCUAGAAGAAAUACUAUAAAUGAAUACUGGCAUAUACUUGCAAAGAAAUAUAAAAAGAUCUAAAUUUCAAAUUAUCUUCGUAUCUUCAGGGGGGGUUCAUUGGUGUAUUUUGUUACUCAAGAGGGGAUCAAGCAAUAGUUUCAAAUGAUGUAGUGUUCAUAAUAGCUAAAGAAAAUGACUAAAAAGAGUAUUGUAACAGCAGUAUUAAAAAAUACCCUAAAGAAAACUAAUGCUGCCAACUCAACCAUCAUCUGUAUAACUGUCUAAUUUUUUUCCUAUUUCCACAUACAUCUAUUUGUAAACAUUUCAAUCAUAAUAUAGUUUGCUUUUCACUUAAUAUAUUUUAAACAUUUUCCUUUGUUACUUUUAUAAGGGUGUUGGGGAAUAGAUUUUGGGGGGUGGGAUGGAAAAUAGACUUAAAAUCUGUAAAUCAAAUACUAAACUUAUUUUGAUGACACGGAGUGAAUGGAUACUUGUAAAAUUGGAGUUGGGAGCCAUUUUGUAAAACAUCCAGGCAAUAAACAAAAGGGCAGGAAAUGACAUUCUUCUUCCAGUUCUACUCCCUGUCGGUUUAUAGUUUGGUGGCUUUCUAGAGACUGGGAAUGGAUCUUGUUAUAGCAUGUGAUAAAAUGUCAUGAACAAAUAAGAUCCUGUCUGGUAAUUAAAAAAAAACAAAACCCACAAAUGUAUUUUUAUCUAAAAUACUUGCAAAUUCUUGUUUUACUUUUUUAACACAUGAUACGAGCAAAUAAAACUGUUACAUUACCACCGUAACUAUUGUAAAGUUGUAAAGUGUCUGUCUCCAAAAAGGUCAAUCAAUAAAUAUUUUUAAAUAAAUGAAUGAAAUCCUCAUUGAGGUUUUCUGUGUAUGUAAAGUAAAGGUGAUUACCUAAUAGUUGAAAAAGAUUUCCAGGUAGCCAAACUACCUCUAAUGCUAAUAGUACUUUGUGAUAUGCUAAGUGUAUCCCAUUACUAGAAAUAUUUAAGAAGAUGUUUUAUGGAAAUCUUUCAGUGAUUAGUGAUAUUAGGUAUGAACAUAGACUUAUCAGUGAUAUUAGGUAUGAACACAGACUCAUGAUAGGCUGUAGUUACACAAAACAUCAAUGAAAAUAGUUGGUAAGCAAGUAGUCCUUUCUUUAUAUCAUAUCACCAGAUCAUCAUUAAAUCUGGAAAUGUUUAAGGACCACAGUUGUUUUAAUUAGUGAGAGCAUUAUUUCCCUAAGUAUGUUCCAUGGACUGCUAUCCUGUGAAAUACUCUGAGGAAAAGGUUAUUUGAUCAUACUCUCAGAUUCUAUAUACUAUAAUCUUUCUCAGAUAUUUAUAAUAUGUAUUAAUAUAUCAGAAGUGCUGAGAGGUUCAACUGUAAAGGAGCCUAUUUAAACUUGAUAAUUUUGAAUGUUCCUAAUGUGUUUUGAUGAAGGUUCCCCUUUUUUUCAGUUACAUCUUUUAUUAUAAAAACCACUGUUGGAUAAUAUUCAAUAAUAUAAAUAUUAAACAUAAUAUUGUUUUUAUACCAUUAAAAAAAAAAACACACACUGUUUCAUGGAAUGAAUCUUCUAUAGAACAGAACCCAUUUUGUCCAACAUGACCUAGAGACAAAUAGUCUCAAGGGAUAUCUGUCUUGUCUGGUUCCUUAAACUCUGCAUUGUCCAGAGCUUCUCUAGACUAGGAACAACCAUAGUCUUAGAACCAAACCACCUGAAUUCCAAAUUCUCUCACUCCUUAUCUCUACCUCUUUUCUCUGUGAGAGCACAACACCCUAUAGCUCUACUGAGUCUUCCUUAUACUCCUGUCCUGACUUAUAUACCUAUCCAAAGAGAUGGGACUUAUUUACCCUGGCAACAUUUUUUUUUUUAAUUUAUUUUUUAAAAUUUACAUCCAAGUUAGUUAGCAUAUAGUGCAACAAUGAUUUCAGGAGUAGAUUCCUUAGUGCCCCUUACCCAUUUAGCCCAUCCCCCCUCCCAUAACCCCUCUAGUAACAAGCCCUCUGUUCUCCAUAUUUAAGAAUCUCUUAUGUUUUGUCCCCCUCCCUGUUUUUAUAUUAUUUUUGCUUCCCUUUUGUUCAUCUGUUUUGUAUCUUAAAGUCCUCAUAUGACUGAAGUCAUAUGAUAUUUGUC